Erigeron canadensis is the source of this 2366-nucleotide messenger RNA. RefSeq names its product endoglucanase 25-like. Gene Ontology annotation, molecular function: hydrolase activity, hydrolyzing O-glycosyl compounds. The record is from RefSeq and is a predicted model, not a curated record. Lineage: Eukaryota; Viridiplantae; Streptophyta; Magnoliopsida; Asterales; Asteraceae. Gene Ontology annotation, biological process: carbohydrate metabolic process. The transcript has 6 exons. The coding region runs from base 235 to 2094 and encodes 619 amino acids.
ACAAAAAACACACACACUUUCACAAACAAAAAAAACACAAACAUAAAGGAAAAGUUUGCAUCUUUUCAAAAUCUAACCAAAACCCAGAUCAAAUCACAUUCCAAAAACCUUAAUCCCAUCUGGGUUUUGGAUCUUGUGAUCAAAUUCAUCUGGGUUUUGAAAAUCUUGAAAUUUGAUCAUAUAUACAUAUACAUAAUAUAUAUAUAUAUACAUACACCAAAAUUUGAUUAAAAAAUGUAUGGAAGAGAUCCAUGGGGAGGGCCAUUAGAGAUAAACAAUGCGGAUUCGGCUACGGACGAUGACCGAAGCCGGAACUUAAACGAUUUCGAUAAAGCAGCAUUGUCAAGGCCAUUAGAUGAAACACAGCAAAGUUGGCUGUUAGGACCUGGUGAAGAAAAGAAGAAAAAGUAUGUAGAUCUUGGAUGUAUAAUUGUAAGCAGGAAAAUAUUUGUAUGGACAGUUGGAAUAUUACUUGCAGCUGGUUUCAUUGCUGGUUUUAUUACUUUGAUUGUUAAAACUGUGCCUAGACAUCAUAAACAUCCACCACCUCCUGAUAACUAUACUAUUGCUCUUGAAAAAGCUCUCAUGUUCUUCAAUGCCCAAAGAUCUGGAAAGCUUCCAAAGCAUAAUAAUGUUUCAUGGAGGGGUAACUCAUGCUUAAAUGAUGGAAAGGCGGAUAAAUCCGGUGCGGUUUUAAAAGAUCUGGUUGGAGGGUAUUAUGAUGCUGGUGACACGAUUAAGUUCCAUUUUCCAAAAGCUUUUGCUAUGACUAUGUUGAGUUGGAGUGUGAUCGAAUACAGUGCAAAGUAUGAAGCUGCAGGAGAGCUUAACCAUGUUAAGGAAAUCAUUAAAUGGGGAACUGAUUAUUUUCUCAAGACAUUUAAUUCUACCGCUGAUUCCAUUAGCCAACUCGUAUCUCAGGUUGGGACGGGUGAUACAUCAGGAGGACCGAGUGAUCCUAAUGAUCAUAGCUGUUGGAUGAGACCCGAAGACAUUGACUACCCUCGGCCUGUGACUGAAUGCUCUAGUUGCUCUGACCUUGCUGCAGAAAUGGCGGCUGCAUUAGCUUCUGCAUCAAUCGUUUUCAAAGACAAUAAGGUAUACUCUAAGAAACUUGUUCAUGGGGCUGCAACCCUUUGGAAGUUUGCUAGAGAUCAACGCGGUAUGUACACUGCUGGUGGAGCCGAUGCUGCAACUUUCUAUAAUUCAAGCAUGUAUUGGGAUGAGUUUGUGUGGGGAGGAACUUGGAUGUAUUAUGCAACUGGAAAUCAAUCCUAUCUUUACCUUGCCAGUCACCCGAAACUUGCUAAGCAUGCUGGUGCUUUUUGGGGUGGACCCGACUAUGGUGUUCUUAGCUGGGACAAUAAACUAGCCGGAGCUCAAGUGUUACUGACUCGAUUGAGAUUGUUUCUGAGCCCUGGUUAUCCUUAUGAAGAAACAUUGCAAACAUUUCACAAUCAAACAAGCAUAAUCAUGUGCUCUUACCUGCCAUACUUUUCAAGUUUCAACAGAACGAAAGGUGGGUUGAUCCAAUUGAACCAUGGGAGACCUCAGCCGCUUCAGUAUGUUGUGAAUGCAGCCUUCUUAGCUACCCUCUAUAGUGACUAUCUUGAUGCUGCAGAUACCCCCGGGUGGUAUUGUGGGCCUAAUUUCUAUCCAACUAGUGAGUUACGCAAGUUUGCAAAGACUCAGAUUGACUAUAUCCUUGGAGAUAACCCAAGAAAGAUGAGCUAUCUUGUGGGUUAUGGUAAGAAGUAUCCAAAGCAAGUACAUCACAGGGGUGCAUCCAUUCCUAAAAACAGAAUAAAGUAUAGCUGCACGGGAGGGAUUAAGUGGAGAGAUGCUAAAAAAGCAAAUCCCAACACUAUAGUUGGUGCUAUGGUUGCUGGGCCUGAUAGACGUGAUGGUUUCCAUGACGUGCGUUCAAACUACAAUUACACAGAGCCCACUCUUGCUGGAAAUGCUGGUUUAGUUGCAGCUCUAGUAGCCCUUUCUGGUGAAAGAGAUACAAAAAUCGAUAAAAACACCAUCUUCUCAGCAGUACCACCUAUGUUUCCAACUCCACCCCCACCACCUGCUCCAUGGAAGCCUUGAGUGAGUACAUUGAUCUCGUUUUUAUGAUGCCUGCGUGACUUAUAGUGAACACGAUUUUGCUAUACUUUCUGCUUGUUUUUUUUUAGGAUGGUAUGCAUGAGAAAGUAAAUGGUAACAUAUGGAACCUGUGAUUAUACAGAUAUAGUUUGUAUGUGUUUUUUUGAAUGUAACAAAAACAAUCAGAUGUAUGUAUAAUUUGAAACAUUGGGAACUUUGUUGUAACACUCUUGAUUGUUUUUAAAUGAAAUAUUUCUGGUUCCUUUUGUUCGCAA